Dromiciops gliroides (monito del monte) is the source of this 4544-nucleotide messenger RNA. It is a transcript of the gene KAT2B, whose product is annotated as lysine acetyltransferase 2B. Gene Ontology annotation, molecular function: histone H3 acetyltransferase activity; protein binding. Lineage: Eukaryota; Metazoa; Chordata; Mammalia; Microbiotheria; Microbiotheriidae. Gene Ontology annotation, biological process: chromatin remodeling; positive regulation of transcription by RNA polymerase II. The record is from RefSeq and is a predicted model, not a curated record. Gene Ontology annotation, cellular component: histone acetyltransferase complex; nucleus. Bases 1 to 2646 code for a protein of 881 amino acids. The transcript has 18 exons.
AUGUCCGAGACCGGCGGGGCCGGGCCGGCCGGGGGCGGUGGCGGUGGCUGUGGUGGCGGUAGCUGCGGCGGCGGCAGCGGCGGCGGCGGCGGCGGCGGCGGGGCCGGAGGGCAGCAGCAGCAGCCGCCGCCCCCUCCUCCGCAGCCGCCGCCGCCGCCUGUGCCUCUGCCUCCUCCUCCGCCGCCCCCGCAGGGAUCCCCGGCGGCUGGGGGCGGACCGGCCCGGGCCGCGGCGUCCGCCGCCGCUGCUGCUGCUCCUGCUGCGGCCGUCCCUGCCCCCGUCCCGGCCGGCGCCGGCCCCGGCCCCGCCGCGUCCUCGGGGCCGGGCGCCGCCGAGAGCCCGGGGGUCGGCAGCGGCGCUUCUACGGCCCGGAUCGCGGUGAAGAAGGCGCAGCUGCGCUCCGCUCCCCGGGCCAAGAAACUGGAGAAACUCGGCGUCUACUCGUCCUGCAAGGCCGAGGAAUCUUGUAAAUGUAACGGCUGGAAAACCCCCAAUCCCCCGCCCACUCCUCCCCGGGCAGACGUGCAGCAGAUAAUUGUCAGUCUCACAGAGUCCUGCCGUAGUUGUAGCCACGCUCUCGCUGCUCAUGUGUCUCACCUGGAGAAUGUGUCAGAGGAAGAAAUGAACAGGCUCCUUGGCAUAGUAUUGGAUGUGGAAUAUCUCUUCACUUGUGUUCACAAAGAAGAAGAUGCAGACACCAAACAAGUUUAUUUCUACCUGUUCAAGCUUUUGAGAAAAUGCAUCUUACAAAUGGGGAAACCCGUAGUGGAAGGAUCGUUGGAGAGCCCUCCAUUUGAGAAGCCAAGUAUCGAACAGGGCGUGAAUAAUUUUGUACAGUACAAGUUUAGUCACCUACCCUCCAAAGAGAGACAGACAAUAGUUGAGCUGGCCAAGAUGUUCCUAAACCGCAUCAACUAUUGGCAUCUGGAGACGCCAUCUCAGCGAAGAUUACGAUCUCCAAAUGAUGAUGUUGCAGGAUACAAAGUGAACUACACCAGGUGGCUGUGUUACUGUCACGUGCCCCAGUUCUGUGACAGUCUCCCUCGCUAUGAGACCACCCAAGUGUUCGGGAGGACGCUACUCCGCUCUGUCUUCACAGUGAUGAGGCGGCAGCUCCUGGAACAAGCCCGGCAAGAGAAAGACAAGCUGCCCCUGGAGAAGCGAACCCUCAUCCUUACCCAUUUCCCAAAGUUUCUCUCCAUGUUAGAAGAGGAAGUCUAUAGCCAGAGCUCCCCUAUCUGGGAUCCAGACUUUCUGGCUGCCUCUUCUCGCGCUGGUCAGCUAGGAAUCCAAACAGUCAUCAACCCCCCUCCUGUGGCCAGGACAGUAUCAUACAAUGGGAGCCCUUCCUCUCUGGAGCAGCCAGUUGGAGGAAGCAUGAGUCCUGCCUGCAAAGUCUCUUCUGGACUUGAAGGGAACCGAGGAGAGAAGAGAAAAAUGAAUGACCUUCAUUCCCUGGAGGAGGCCAAGAGACCCAGAGUUGUAGGGGAUAUUCCCAUUGAAUUGAUCAAUGAAGUUAUGUCCACCAUUACAGACCCUGCUGCAAUGCUGGGACCGGAGACCAACAUUCUCUCUGCACAUUCAGCUCGGGAUGAAGCAGCCAGGCUGGAAGAACGCCGAGGAGUGAUAGAAUUUCACGUGGUUGGCAACUCUUUGAAUCAGAAACCCAACAAAAAGAUCAUGAUGUGGCUGGUUGGCUUACAGAAUGUCUUCUCUCAUCAACUCCCUAGAAUGCCCAAAGAGUAUAUUACCCGCCUAGUCUUUGAUCCUAAGCACAAGACUCUUGCUCUGAUUAAAGAUGGCCGUGUGAUUGGUGGGAUUUGUUUCCGGAUGUUCCCAUCGCAAGGAUUCACAGAGAUUGUCUUCUGUGCCGUUACUUCCAAUGAGCAAGUCAAGGGCUAUGGAACUCACCUCAUGAAUCACCUGAAAGAAUACCAUAUAAAACAUAGCAUCCUGAACUUUCUUACGUAUGCUGAUGAAUAUGCAAUUGGAUACUUCAAGAAACAAGGUUUUUCCAAAGAUAUCAAAGUACCCAAAACCAAAUAUGUUGGCUACAUCAAGGAUUAUGAAGGAGCCACCCUAAUGGGCUGUGAAUUAAACCCAAGGAUCCCAUACACAGAAUUUUCUGUCAUCAUCAAAAAACAAAAAGAGAUAAUUAAGAAGCUUAUAGAAAGGAAGCAAGCCCAGAUUCGAAAGGUCUACCCUGGGCUUUCGUGUUUUAAAGAUGGAGUACGGCAGAUUCCAAUAGAAAGCAUUCCUGGCAUUAGAGAGACAGGCUGGAAACCAAGUGGAAAAGAAAGAGGCAAAGAGCCCAAAGAUCCCGAUCAGCUUUACAGCACAUUAAAAAACAUCCUGCAGCAGGUGAAGAGCCAUCAAAGCGCUUGGCCCUUCAUGGAACCCGUGAAGAGAACAGAAGCUCCUGGAUAUUAUGAAGUUAUAAGGUUCCCUAUGGAUUUGAAAACCAUGAGUGAACGACUCAAGAAUAGGUACUACGUAUCUAAGAAAUUAUUCAUGGCAGACUUACAGCGAGUGUUUACCAAUUGCAAAGAGUACAACCCCCCUGAGAGUGAAUACUACAAAUGUGCCAAUAUCCUGGAGAAAUUCUUCUUCACCAAAAUUAAGGAAGCUGGAUUAAUUGACAAGUGACAACUUUUUCCUUCUCCCUUGUAGCAAUUAAUCUGUCACCAGGCCUGAUGAAUGGAGUUCAGUUUCAAAGUACUGGGACAAUGUAUUGAAGAUACUUAUACAUGUUUUAACUAGCACUUUUCAAAAAACAAAAACAAAACAACAAAAAUAGACUCCUCUUAUAGCUUUUCAGAUGUGUAUUUAAAUGGAAGUUACAGAACAUUUUUAUUUUAUUAAAUAGAUUUUACUCUUUACUAUUAAUGUCCAUUUUCUACGGUGUGUAAUUUAGCAGUAUGUUCAGUGAUGGGUAAUCAGAGAUUUCCUCCAGGCCUACAUGGGAGGAGAUUGCACAUAGUACCAAGUUUUGGGGGCUUUGGAAAAAUUUCCAGACCGUGAAUGUCUUUAGUUUGUUCUCUGAUGGAGUUUAUUUUUAUUUUGUUCAGGAGAACAUUAAGCAAGGGAAGAGUAAUAAAAGAGUAAUAAAAAAUCCUUUUUUACAAAAGGUGAAAUACAUUACAUUUGAGGUCUCAUUGUAGACCUUUUAUAAAUAUAUAUAUUUUUAAAAACACUCAUCUAAGGUGAGGUGCUGUGAGCAGUUUUGGAGUAUGCGAAUCUGAAGGGAGACGGCUGAGUCUCUUGGGACAUUCUCUACCGCUAAGACUUUUUCUAAAGAUUUUGAUUUUUUUUUAUAAUACUAUCUACCUAUAAUAACUUGGGACUUCAUGACCACUAUUUUCAUAUUUUUUUUUCUCUUGAUAGAUGUGUCAUGUCCUAUUCUCACUUUGCUUAUGCAGGACAUAAGUUCCCAAAGCAGCCUCAAGUACUUGAGUCAUCAAGAAUAGGGGCUCAGAUUCAUUCACACAUACUUUAUUGGGGGCCAGUCUAUUUUUUUUAAUGGUCAUAUUUUUGUUCUAUGAAAUUCAUGAAGAAUUAAAAAAAAAUGAUCCCCAUGGUAUGCUCAAGGACAUCAGCUUAUUGCAAGUUCCCCAGGUUUGUCUAUGGGAAAUCUAUUUUCUACCAAGCUCUACAGUCAGUAUUUUAACUACUGUGAUGGUAUCAAGCCCAGAAGCCUGUCCCAUUCCAACUCCAUUCUAUAAUUUCGUUACUUUGUCAUUACAUUUCAGCUCAACACUGGGAUAUAUGUUUACGGAUUACACUACGGGGAACAGUGGUACAUUUACCAGUCCAGCUCUGGGAAAACCAUCUCCUACAAAAUAUCAAGGAAGACCAAAUUUAAUGUUCUUGACACUAAUUUUUUUUUGUGUGUGAUGCAAAUAUAUAAACUGAUUUUGUAAAAGACUGAAUCUUAGCCUCUGUUUAUAUUGGGUAGAAAAACCUCAUGAUUACAGCGAUAACAGUGAUAGUCACUGGCUGUGAAGUUGCCAGAAAUAGAGUAUGAGAGGGAAAAUGAGUGCAUGGAUAGGUUGCAGAAUUUCAUUGGGCCAAUUGAUGUCACAUUGGAACUAUGAUAAUUAGUAUGGGAAAGAGCUCCUUAGAAUACUUGCUCACAUUAAAAAAUGCCUCAAUUUUUUUUCUUUUUUCUAAAUAAGCCAACUUGAUUUAUAAUGGAGUACAGAGAUGCAAGUUGUAUGAAGAUUCCCUGGUACUGGUUUUAAACGUUUUGUAAACUGGGCAUUCUGUAACACCUGUUGAGCUUGGUAACCUGUGAAAGUUGGUUAUUUUCUGGGUAGAUUUUCUUACAUAGUAUUGUCUUAAAAAAAUCAGAUUGUCUCUUCUAUAUUGAAAGCAUAAUUUAUGUUUUCUAAUUUAAAAUUAAUAUUUUCAUAUAGAUAUUGUGCAAUAAAAGCUGAAGUAGGAUGUGUGGUUUUUGCAAAUGCUUUAACAGCUGAUAAAAUUUUACAUUUGUAAAAAUUAAUAUAUUGUACUGGUACAAAUAGUUUUAAAUUAUAUUUUAAAAA